GUCGAGUACGAGUGCACACUAAUCGGAAGUCCGACGGGCUAGAGAAAGAUGGCGCUGCCCUGUCAGCAUAUCCCAGCAUGCAUUGCGCGAAGAAGCAGAUUUUUAACUGGUACCUCUCCGUACGUAUUCCCGUAGUCUUUCUAUAUAAUGACUGCGGUUACCAGUGGAAUUAUUUCUUAUUACAUCAACAUCGUCGUCUGCUAGAAAGCACAUUCAUUCGCAGGUAAAGUUAUCAUAUUUAACUGCAAAUUAGAGAUAUAAAACAAGAAAUAAGACACAAAGAACAUAUCUAUGCAUGGUCUGUGGUAGCUGGCACUCGUUUUGGAAUUGAUUCCUUCACUGAAAAAGUUAUAAAACACAGACAAGAUGGCGGAAUUUGGUGCUCACUUGACAUCAACGACAGUCUCAAACAGACCUUCAUUUUUUGAAGUUCUUGCUCAAGAAAGUUUGAUGAGUACACUUCGACCGGCCAUGAAGCAUUUGAUAAAGGACUCUGGAAAUCUGUCGUCAGGUUUGUGGCAUUAUCGCAAGCGAGGCAUCGGCAUUGCUGCAAUCUCCAUCUCACAGGGUCUCUCAGUCAGCAUCUUCUUCCUACAGUUCUUAGAAUGGUGGUACAUGAGUCAAGACAAUCAGAGUAGACUGGCUGUUACUGCAUUACCAAUACCUAAACCACCUAAGGUUGAGCAAAAAGAGAAGAGCGCAGUUCCUGAAGAUGUAUCUUUAUGUCCUCUGUGUCACAAGCACAGAACGAACGAUACUGCAUUAUCAACAUCAGGAUAUGUUUUCUGCUACCCAUGUAUCUACAGUUGACUUAAAGGUCACCACUGCUGUCCAGUCACCAGCUACCCAUCGAAACUCAGUCAUCUCGUCAAACUCUAUCCACCAGACUCUUGAUGUCUCGAACUUUGACCUUUGUGUCAACGAACAUAGACUAGCCAAAGUGCCUUGAUUCAGAUAUGGACUUGUAAUAUACAAACAUCUGAACAAAUUGAUUUGUUACAAAUGCUGUUUUGGGGUUUUCUCAACACUAUGCACUUUAAAACAAAUUCCACAUGUUAUCUUUUACAGGUUUGAUAUUUCAAUACUUUGUAUGAGUGAUACAGUCCUAUAUCAAAUUUUGUACAUUUUAUAAUAUAUACAAAUUUUCCCAGGUUGUUUUUU
This is a messenger RNA of Asterias rubens (European starfish), 1161 nucleotides long. RefSeq names its product peroxisome assembly protein 12-like. Bases 367 to 810 code for a protein of 147 amino acids. Gene Ontology annotation, cellular component: peroxisomal importomer complex; peroxisomal membrane. The transcript is spliced from 7 exons. The record is from RefSeq and is a predicted model, not a curated record. Gene Ontology annotation, biological process: protein import into peroxisome matrix; protein monoubiquitination. Lineage: Eukaryota; Metazoa; Echinodermata; Asteroidea; Forcipulatida; Asteriidae. Gene Ontology annotation, molecular function: protein binding; ubiquitin-protein transferase activity; zinc ion binding.